AUGUAUUCACCACCUUUUCUUUGUGACAAAGAAGUGAAAAUCCCAAACCAAAAUCCUAGGUUAUUCGCCGCUGAUUCAUACAUGUUCAAGAUUGCGCUCAAGGAGUGCAGGCACGUGUUUGAGAAUCUCGGCUCCAUUGUUGAUGUUGGUGGUGUCUCCAAGCUUAUUCAUCAAGAGUUUCCGCAGUGGAAGUGCACCGUUUUCGACCAGCCGGAGGUUGUUGGUAACCUCAAAGGAGAUGGGAAUUUGAACUUUGUUGCCGGUGACAUGUUCAAAUCGAUCCCUUCUGCUGAUGCAGUCUUACUCAAGUGGAUUUUACAUGACUGGAAUGAUGAGCAGGCCUUGAAGAUAUUGAAGAACAGCAAGGAAGCUAUUUCGGAAAGAGGGAAAGAAGGGAAGGUGAUAAUCAUAGACAUAUCCAUCGAUGAAACCAGCGAUGAUAAGGAAUUGAUUGAGCUGAAACUGGAUUAUGAUUUGGUGAUGUUGGCAAUGUUCAAUGGAAAAGAAAGAGAGAAGAAGGAAUGGGACAAGCUCAUCCAUGAAGCAGGCUACAGUAGAUACACCAUUACCCCAAUUUGUGGCUUCAAAUCUCUUAUUGAAGUUUACCCUUGAUUUUAUUUCAAAGUGUUUUGUUAUGAUGUCUAAAAAUUAUUGUCUAAUUAUUAAAAAAAUCAAAUAAUUAAUUUUAAAUUAAUUAUUAUAAAAAGCAAAUUAGACACCAAAUAAAAAUACCAUAAAAUUAGCCUUAUUUUGAUAUGAGUAAUCUGUUUGUAAUAAUCAACUCUAUAUCUUAUGCUACUUAUGUUUCAACAAAGGAUUAGUUGAGAUUCAACGCAUCAUGAAGUGUUAUUUAAUUUUUAACUUCUUAAUGAUAUUGCAAGUUAAUUA
Molecule: messenger RNA, 888 nt
Organism: Arachis ipaensis
Lineage: Eukaryota; Viridiplantae; Streptophyta; Magnoliopsida; Fabales; Fabaceae
Source: RefSeq, a predicted model, not a curated record